Pomacea canaliculata is the source of this 707-nucleotide messenger RNA. RefSeq names its product C-type lectin domain family 4 member M-like. The coding region runs from base 89 to 556 and encodes 155 amino acids. The transcript is spliced from 5 exons. NCBI's taxonomy places the organism in Eukaryota, Metazoa, Mollusca, Gastropoda, Architaenioglossa, Ampullariidae. The record is from RefSeq and is a predicted model, not a curated record. Gene Ontology annotation, molecular function: signaling receptor activity.
UUGUUCUCGUGACAGGAAUCGUUAUCUGUCAAUAUAAAGACGGCCUGACGACACGAGUCCUGAGUCUUGAGAGUUGACGAGAAGAGACAUGUAUCCUUUCGCUUUAACGGCUUUUGCGUUUCUACUUUUACAUGAAUGCAGUGGUCAGUUUUGCCCCGACGACUGGACCUACUUUGAAGGGUCGUGUUACCUCUAUGUGAAUGAGUACAGCAACUGGCAUGACUCCAAGUCCAUCUGUGAAAGUCUUCGUUCCCACCUGGUGGAAGUGACUUCUGAUGCAGAAAACAACUUCGUGGCCAACAUGGUGCGACUGCACAAAGUCAACAACAUCUGGGCUGGCAUGCAGGACUUUGCACAGGAUGGUCACUUUGUCUGGCUGUCAUCACUACAGCCACCCGUCUACACCCACUGGAUACCCGGACAGCCUGACGAUGCUUUUGGUGGCGAAGACUGUUUAGAAAUUUUACCUACUGGCCUGUGGAACGACCGGGAGUGUGACGACUACAGGAGCUACCCCUUGUGUGAACAGCCCUCUGCUGAGGAGCCAGUUGGGUGAAGCUGACCUUCGCAACAGCAUCAUGCAAGGAUAAGCUAUUCCCACUUGCAUCUUUUGUCCAUUGGACAGGUCUCCGAAAAUUUGAAAACUUGGCAUCUUUAUAACCUCUCAGGUUCUACGGGAAAUGGCACAAUAAAAAUAAUAAGCUUAC